GAUACUUGGCUCUCGUGCAAGUUUGGUGUGUGACUCCAUUUAAUAAUAAUAAAUGCACUAGAAAUGAUUAUAUUGUUUAGUUUUACUGCUCUGACACAAACAAAAGUAGCCAAGGCUCACAACUAUUUUGUGAGUUUUUGAGCUGCGCAUAUCGUCAUUGGGGUCUUACAUGCAUCGUUUAACAGGGGUUUGCUAUAAUUGAAUACGCUGUUAAAGCAACAGUCAUGAUUCUAUGCCAAUGUGUUAUAACAUUGCGAGUAUGGCAUCUAUUCCCUCGGAGUCGCUUCAUCAGAUGGUUGGUGGUCACUAUUUUCAUCGUUUGCUUGGUAGGAGCUGCAAUAUUUGGCGCCGUCGUGUAUAACACAUUCAAGAGUGUCGUGAACAUGAACAGCAAGUCAAGCUCGGCACGCCUUACAUUUACAUUCAUCAUCUAUGUGCCAGCCUUGGUCGUCCAUACGACUAUGUUCUUACUUACGCUGUAUCGCUUUCGCGUUACCCCCAGAACCUUGCAGCAACACGGGAUGAUCCACCGAUUCGUCAAAGAGGGAAUGUUCUUGUAUUCAUUUGCAGCCGGAUCGCUACUGUACGAAAUCAUCAGUCUUUCUCUGAUGACACCAGAGGACAUAUACAUUUACCAUGAUUCAACUGAUAUGGGAGAAAUAGCAAUGGCAGCUACGGUUGUCUCUAUCUGUCGCGCGAUGCUAAGCAUCCGGUGCUUGGCUGCAACUUACCAUGUCGAUCCGGCAUGGUUGCUCAACCAUGCGGAACUCAGUCGUGUCCAAUGGAGGAGAGGACACACUGAAGGAGAAAUCUACGUUGAAGCCAGCGAGAUGGAUGUGGUUCUCCCAUCCAAAUCUGCGGCAUUACCUGCUGAUAAUAUCGGAAGAGAAGAUGAGGUGCAAAAUUAUACCUAACUUGUAUGUCUGGCACAUGAUUCAUUUUUUUUAUCAUAUACAAGGCUACCAUGCCGUGAAAAGAGCACACAGAGGCCAUGAUGGUAGACGAAUAGGAGAAAACUUAGGAGAGAGAUGUGCGGCUGGGAUUCAAAAGGAGAAGAAGAUACGAAGAUUGGGAGCAAUUGUGAAGCAAGUAGCGCUCAGCUAGAGCACGCACGUAGGGUAGACACGAAUUAGUUCUGCAGGAU
Suillus fuscotomentosus is the source of this 1144-nucleotide messenger RNA. RefSeq lists its product as uncharacterized. Lineage: Eukaryota; Fungi; Basidiomycota; Agaricomycetes; Boletales; Suillaceae. The transcript is spliced from 7 exons. The record is from RefSeq and is a predicted model, not a curated record. Bases 225 to 914 code for a protein of 229 amino acids.